Molecule: messenger RNA, 2053 nt
Organism: Puccinia graminis f. sp. tritici CRL 75-36-700-3
Lineage: Eukaryota; Fungi; Basidiomycota; Pucciniomycetes; Pucciniales; Pucciniaceae
Exons: 8
Coding region: 1-1476 (491 amino acids)
Biological process (GO): transcription elongation by RNA polymerase II
Cellular component (GO): Cdc73/Paf1 complex
Molecular function (GO): chromatin binding; RNA polymerase II complex binding
Source: RefSeq, a predicted model, not a curated record
AUGUUGAAGAUCCCACUUGGGACCCUCACCCCCUCAGCCUUCAGUCAAUGGCAACACCAACUUCACCACGCCGAUCCUCAAAACCCAAUCACAUCACCAUCAAGCCAACGAUUUGGAUACCCGUUCAGCAUACAAGAAUUCACUGGAAGUAGCCUGAUGUCCAAGAAAACAGCAGCCAGCCCAUUAUUAAUCCGACACCGGUAUCAAAACCCUUUUCCUCCGCCGCCCUUCCCGCCCAAGUUACUGCACAUCUCGACAGACCCGGCGCGGUAUGCAGGUUACCGAUUCCUGCGGAACCUCGAGAAGGAGCGGGAGGUACCUGUUAUCUCGGAUGCUGAUCUGGGGAUUCCGAUCGAGCUUGGCAUCGAGGCUGAUGGAACCUAUGGGCUUGGGGCAUACUGGGAGGGUGAUCGAGAGUGCAUCUGCCCUGAUCCGAAUGCCACCAGGCUGCCCCUCGACCCAGAAGACUUGGCUUUGUUAGCCGAACCCCCGCCGGCGCCUGGAUCCUCAAUCUCAAUCACCAAUGGCAAUCCCCAGAAUCACACCCUGACUGUCCAGGGCACCUCCCAUCAUUCUGCUAGUGCCUCCGGUUCACCCGUUCCAAGCUCAGUCCACAUCCCCGAACGACGCAAGACAGAGGUUUCUUGGCUUCGGAGAACCGAAUACUUCAAUGAUGUUCAACAUAAAUCUCGCGAUAGCAUUAACAACCAAAAGGGUCGAGCUCAAGUGCCCGCAUUGCCGAAAACGAAGACCGAGCGACUGGCGGGGAUUCAUUCCACCUUCGAGGUGAUCGCCAAUAAACCAAUUCAGAGUCUGAAGCACCCCACCAAACCCAAUCUAAAAGCAGUGGAAGCCUUUGAACUUUUACCAAACGAGUCCACCUGGGCCAAUACUUAUGACUUCUUUCGGUUCCAAGAGAACCCGACCGACCGGACCGAUCAGAGCUCAUCAAAAUUAAAUACAUUGGACGAAAGGCUGGAGCAUGCCAUCUUGCGGCCGGUUGAAAUCAAAGCCGGAGGUCCUAGGCUGGCCUACUUUUUGCCAGAGAGUUCAGAGGGGGUGGCAAAUUACAAGCGGAUCAAGGAGGAGAGGAAGAUGAUCGACGAAGCAGAUCAGACUGAAGAAGAGAAGAUGGACGAUCCAGAAGCCGGGGCAGAAGCUGUUAAUGAGUUGCGCUUCGUUCGGGACUACGAGAUCAGUCAAGAGCGUCCGAUCAAUCAAUAUCUCCUGAUCUUUGACGAUGGCAAAGCCUCAGGCCGUCGAAAAGCGGCCUAUUUCAACCCAGUUGGUCAUUUCAGGACGCUGCGAAAACGGAGACCAAAGCCACAAGAACCUGUUCAUGAAGACGGCGAUGGAAAACCACUAUGGGACGGCAUCAGUGUCACUAUCCAGAACGACCCCGAGGUGAUCGACUCAAUCAAGGCCGUCCGCAAGGAGCUGCUGGCACCAGUCUUGGAGCCUCCGAGUGGACCCUAAGUCUACCUACCUCUCACACCCCACCUCCACCCGAGCUGCGGUAGUAGCUUGGGUGGAGGUGGGGCGUGAGUACCGCAGCUCACAUCAUCUCUCUGCUUACAUUAGCACACGGCCAUACAUAGAUAUUCAUGUACACAUCAUGUAGCUAAUCCAUACCAUGUUCUCCAUACUCUCCGCCAGCCAUUUAUGAGCUCUGCGAAAGAAUUGGAAUGCGUACUAGGGUCUCCCAGGCUUUCUCUGACUUGCCACCCCAUUCUUGGCAGUCACAUAUCUCAUAAUGCUUUCUUUCAUCCCUUCAGGAGCUUGGGGAUUAGUCAUUGCUCAUUGAAUGAGAAUGGGCUUUUUUUGUUGUUGAAGUGACUUAGAUCAAUAUAUUCAUGGGAAUUUUGUCCUGCACCACCUGGCCUCCUGAUGAGUGCUUCUUUUAAAAAGGACAAAGCAAAACACUCACUCAUCUAGAAUGACUGAAGCCUUUGCAUCAAUCUGGCCCCAGCUCACCCAAUUGUAUCCCAUUUGUCACGUACACCAUGAUGAUUCUCCUCAUUUGUUCUCUUGUUGCGGGAGCUUUUGUGGUGCU